Messenger RNA from Macadamia integrifolia, 1273 nucleotides. RefSeq names its product mitogen-activated protein kinase kinase 9-like. The coding region runs from base 91 to 1107 and encodes 338 amino acids. The transcript has a single exon. The record is from RefSeq and is a predicted model, not a curated record. NCBI's taxonomy places the organism in Eukaryota, Viridiplantae, Streptophyta, Magnoliopsida, Proteales, Proteaceae. Gene Ontology annotation, cellular component: cytoplasm. Gene Ontology annotation, biological process: protein phosphorylation. Gene Ontology annotation, molecular function: ATP binding; protein serine/threonine kinase activity.
CCUUCGACUCCGUCCAGCUAUAUAUAACUAACUACACUCCUUCCUCCUACGCUCCUUCCUUCUAGAAAAAAGCCGCCAUCACCACAAAGAAUGGCACUAGUGAGACAACGGCGCAACCUCAAUCUCCGCCUCCCCUUGCCGGACUCUGCCGACUGCCGCCCUCGCUUCCCCCUCCCACUCCCCCCAACUUCGCACUCCUCCGCAACCACCACUGGUGGCGGUGCCGCCCCCUCCACCACCACCACCAACUCCCAAGAAGUCGACCGCCUCUCUGACCUCGAGAAACUCAAAGUCCUCGGCCACGGCAACGGAGGCACAGUCUACCAAGUCCGCUACAAGCGCUCCUCCGUCAUCUACGCCCUCAAAGUCGUCCAUGGAGACUGCGACACCACCAUCCGCCGUCAGAUCUUCCGCGAGAUGGAGAUCCUCCGACGUACGGACUCUCCGUACAUCAUCCGAUGCCACGGGAUUUUCGAGAAACCCACCGGCGACAUCUCGAUCCUGAUGGAGUACAUGGACGGCGGCACACUCGAUUCUCUCCUCAAAUCCCAUGGAACCCUCUCAGAGCAGUCACUCUCCACCGUAGCUCGCCAAGUCCUCAACGGUCUUCACUACCUUCACUCCCAGAAAAUCGUCCACAGAGACAUCAAGCCUGCAAAUCUGCUAGUAAAUCAGAAGAUGGAAGUCAAGAUUGCAGACUUCGGGGUCAGCAAGAUUAUGUGUCGUAUGCUCGAACCUUGCGAUUCUUAUGUGGGUACCUGUGCAUACAUGAGCCCUGAAAGAUUCGAUCCAGACACCUACGGUUCCAACUACAACGGAUACGCUGCGGAUAUCUGGAGCUUAGGGCUUACACUAUUGGAGCUCUAUAUGGGUCACUUCCCCUUGCUAACUCCUGAACAGAGACCCGAUUGGGCCACGCUAAUGUGUGCGAUCUGUUUCGGAGAACCACCGAGCCUUCCUAACAGUGCUUCCGAGGAGUUUCAGAGCUUCAUCAAUUGUUGUUUGCAGAAGGAUUCCAGGAAGAGAUGGACAGUUUCACAGCUCUUGUCACACCCUUUUAUCGGCAAGGAUCGGGAGGAUCUGAAAAUUGAUCCAAAAUCCUCAUGAGCGUCACCGGUUUUUGGAAUCUCCAGUGCCGGAAUUUGUACAUAUUGCGGGGAUCUUUUUCCUAAUAAUGAUUUUCCUCUGUAUAUUUUCUUAUCCUUUUCACAGUAAAACUGCAAUGAAAAGAGAUAUUGGGGGAAAAUUAAUGAAUUCCAACUUAUCCUCUUAA